AUGCUAGAAGCUGGUUGGAUAUGUCAUACUUCAGGAAAUGUCAAACAUGCAUUUAUCUAUGGAACUUAUUUUUAUACAUUACUUAUACCUGAUAUCAAACAAUUAACUACUACUACUACUACUACUACUACUUCGAAUACUACUAAUAAUAAUACUACUAAUACUACUACUAAUAAUACCCAAAAUGAAAAUUCACUUAAUCUAUCUACAUUGGAUAUUAAUAAUGAAUUGAAUACUCAUUCUGCUCCAGUUACACCAAUUCAAUUGAAUCCAUCCACUACAAAUUAUGCCAAUUCAUUAUCGAUCAAUACAUCACAAUCCAUAGCUGGCUUAUCAUCAUCGUCAUCCUCCUCCUCCGCAUUCCCAUUAACUACUAAUACUACUACCACUACUAUGACGACAACGACAUCCACACACACACCGCUAACAUCAUUGAACACUUCUUGUCUUGUCACAUCUUCAACCAACACUGCCACCACAUCAAUAACAACUAGCUGUUUGUGUACGCCUACAAAUGAAUUGAAUAAUUUGUCUGCUUUCAAUACUAUUACUACUACUACUACUACUACUACUGCUACUACUCCCACUACUAACGAUAAUAAUAGUAAUAAUAAUAAUAAUCACGAUAAUGGCAGUACUAGUACUACUACUAAUACUACUCAAAUGAGUAGUUCUACUAAUAUGAUUGUCUCAACAAUCCCAGUUACAUCAUUUAAUUUUACAAAUAUAAUUACCACUACUACUGCUAGUACUACUAGUACCACUACUACUACUACCACUACUAAUACUACUGCUACUACUAGUACUAGUACUAGUAACAGUAAUAACACUAGUAGUAGUACUCCAACUAAUACAACAAUUACAACUGCUUCACAAUUGUCAACCACAACAACCACAACCACAACAAUAAAACAAAAUGAAUUUCAUUGUAAAUUAAUGCAUUUCUUUAAAACUCUGUCAAAUGUGGAUUUUAAUUUAUUAUCACAACUACCAAUGAGAUUUCCUAAAGAUUAUUUACCGAAAUUAUUAAAUGAUCCAAUGAAAUGGACUAGUGUCUUUCAAAAUGAAUGGGCUGAAGUAUCGAUUGUGCAUUAUGGCGCAAAUGCGGAAUGUCAAUGGAAAGCACUGCACCAUCUUCAACAACAACACCAGCAACAACAACAAUCACAUCAUCAACAGACGAUUGAUAAUUAUGAUUUGUUGAAUGAGACUGGUAGUACUCCAAAUGUAUUUUCUUGUUGUGCUGCUGCUAGUAGUACUAUGAGUACGAGCGCCACUGCGACAACGAUUACUAUCACUGCUAAUAAUGAGUCAUGUCCAUCAUUGUCUACAUCAGAAGAAGUACACUUUGAUGGGAAGAAUGAAUUGAAUAGUUUUUUUAAAGAUGGUCUUUUAACUUAUUCAUCGAUUACUGCAUUGUUUGGUAUACCGGAUAAAACUGGAUUUCAAGAAAUUGAUCAAAUUCUUCGUAAAAGUUGUCUAUGUGAUUUAGAUGGACCAAAUCAUGAUGGACCAGUUGAAUGGGCACAUUGUGUCUAUGAUGCAAAUUAUCAUCCAACUUGUGCUUUCUCCAUUGAACUUCAAUGGCUUGUAGUUACUGGUGGACGAAUGGCUGAACUAAUAUCAUUAUGGUAUCAAAAAGCCGGUACAGCGAAUUUACACUUUUUUCCAGCUCCAUGUUAUCCAUUCGGUCAACCGGAUGAUGAUUUAUCCGAUAAAGAUCCAUUGCGUAAACCAAUCUUUUUACCAAUCAAUAUUAAUGUAUUAAUUAAUGUCGCACAAAAAUUUUAUCAACAAUUCAAAAAUGAAAAUAAUAAUGAUCAUACUGAUGAGAAUCAGAAUAAUGUAAAUUCUUGUAUGCAUAUGAAAGAUUUGUUAAAUUAUUUAUUUCCUGUUAAUCCUCAAAUGCUUGUAGAAUUGUCACAUUUUUUUCUAAAAAAUAAAUUGUUAUUUGAUUGGUAUGUUGAUGCUACUGCUGCUGAUGAAUACUCUAAUCAUGUGGUCACUUUUUUUCUAUUCAUCUCAUCAAAAUAA
Schistosoma turkestanicum is the source of this 2034-nucleotide messenger RNA. The record is from the annotation of a GenBank genome assembly. NCBI's taxonomy places the organism in Eukaryota, Metazoa, Platyhelminthes, Trematoda, Strigeidida, Schistosomatidae.